Molecule: messenger RNA, 17837 nt
Organism: Morone saxatilis (striped sea-bass)
Lineage: Eukaryota; Metazoa; Chordata; Actinopteri; Moronidae
Gene: cacna1c
Product: calcium channel, voltage-dependent, L type, alpha 1C subunit
Exons: 49
Coding region: 172-6630 (2152 amino acids)
Biological process (GO): calcium ion import across plasma membrane
Cellular component (GO): membrane; voltage-gated calcium channel complex
Molecular function (GO): high voltage-gated calcium channel activity
Source: RefSeq, a predicted model, not a curated record
CUGGCCUGGACCAACGAGCACAGUGGCGGUGGUAGCCACGGCGACCAUGAUGGAGGAGGGGGCGGGGUCAACCACGGGGUCGGCAUUGUGGGCCUGGCCCCGGAGCACAUCCCCACACCGGGGGCGGCCCUGAGCUGGCAGGCGGCCAUCGACGCCGCGCGGCAGGCGAAGAUGAUGGGCAAUGCCGCAACGAGCGGAGGGGCGGGGCUUGGGUCGGGAGGGGGCGGGCCCAUCUCCACGGCCAGCUCCACGCAAAGGAAGAGACAACACUAUAGCUCCAAGCCCAAGAAACAGACAACGACGACAGCCACAAGGCCGCCACGGGCCCUACUCUGUCUCACACUCAAGAACCCCAUCCGCAGGGCCUGCAUCAGCAUCGUAGAAUGGAAACCAUUUGAGAUCAUCAUCCUGAUGACCAUUUUCGCCAACUGUGUGGCCUUAGCUGUCUACAUCCCCUUCCCCGAGGAUGACUCGAACGCCACCAACUCCAACCUGGAGCGUGUGGAGUAUCUGUUCCUCAUCAUUUUCACGGUAGAGGCAUUCCUGAAGGUAAUAGCCUACGGUCUGCUCUUCCACCCAAAUGCCUAUCUGAGGAACGGCUGGAAUCUGCUGGACUUCAUCAUCGUAGUCGUAGGAUUAUUCAGUGCGAUCUUGGAGCAGGCCACCAAGGGGGAUGGCGCCACUCCUAUUGGAGGGAAGGCAGCGGGCUUCGAUGUCAAGGCUCUGAGAGCUUUCAGAGUACUCAGACCCCUCAGACUGGUCUCUGGAGUACCCAGUUUACAGGUAGUGUUGAACUCCAUAAUCAAAGCCAUGGUUCCUCUGCUCCACAUCGCCCUGCUGGUCCUCUUCGUUAUCAUCAUCUACGCCAUCAUCGGCCUGGAGCUCUUCAUGGGCAAGAUGCACAAGACCUGCGUUUACGAGCAUAUAGGCACCAAAGCGGAAGAAAAGCCGGCACCGUGUGCACCUACCGGAGCUUACGGUCGACACUGUAUGCAAAAUGGAACUGAGUGCAAAAUGGGAUGGGAGGGCCCAAAUGACGGAAUCACCAACUUUGACAACUUUGCCUUUGCCAUGUUGACGGUUUUCCAGUGUAUAACCAUGGAGGGCUGGACGGACGUGCUGUACUGGGUGAAUGAUGCAGUAGGGUACAAGUGGCCCUGGGUGUAUUUUGUCACCUUAAUCAUCAUCGGAUCCUUCUUUGUGCUAAACUUGGUUCUGGGGGUAUUGAGCGGAGAGUUUUCCAAGGAGAGGGAGAAGGCCAAGGCACGUGGUGACUUCCAGAAACUCAGAGAAAAACAGCAACUAGAGGAGGACCUCAAGGGCUAUUUAGACUGGAUCACUCAGGCUGAAGACAUUGACCCAGAGAAUGAAGAGGAGGGCAUGGACGAUGACAAACCCAGAAACCUGAGCAUGCCGGCCAGUGAGAAUGAAUCAGUCAACACAGACAACGCCCCCGGGGGAGACGUGGAGGGGGAGACCUGCUGUACCCGGCUAGCAAAUAGGAUCUCCAAAUCCAAGUUCAGUCGAUACUCUCGGAGGUGGAACAGGCUGUGUAGGAGGAAGUGCCGGGCAGCGGUCAAAUCACAGGUUUUCUAUUGGCUGGUCAUCUUCCUGGUUUUCCUCAACACUCUGACCAUCGCCUCUGAACAUCACCAGCAGCCUCAGUGGCUAACCGAUGUACAAGACAUAGCCAACAAGGUGUUGCUAGCACUCUUCACUGGUGAGAUGCUGUUGAAGAUGUACAGUCUGGGUCUGCAGGCAUACUUCGUUUCGCUCUUCAAUCGCUUUGACAGUUUCGUAGUAUGUGGAGGAAUUCUUGAGACCAUUCUGGUGGAAACCAAGAUCAUGUCUCCUCUUGGCAUCUCUGUGUUACGUUGCGUACGCUUGCUGCGAAUCUUUAAAAUAACCAGAUACUGGAACUCCUUGUCCAACUUGGUGGCCUCCCUGCUAAACUCUGUUCGCUCCAUCGCUUCCCUGCUGCUCCUGCUCUUCCUUUUCAUCAUCAUCUUCUCCCUGCUCGGUAUGCAGCUGUUCGGGGGAAAAUUCAACUUCGACGAGACCCGACGUAGCACCUUUGACAACUUUCCCCAGUCUCUGCUCACUGUGUUUCAGAUCCUAACAGGGGAGGACUGGAACUCUGUGAUGUAUGAUGGUAUCAUGGCAUAUGGUGGGCCGUCCUUUCCUGGGAUGCUGGUCUGCAUCUACUUCAUCAUCCUCUUCAUCUGUGGAAACUAUAUCCUCCUGAAUGUCUUCUUGGCCAUCGCUGUGGACAAUCUGGCAGAUGCUGAGAGCCUGACAUCCGCACAGAAAGAAGAGGAAGAGGAGAAGGAGAGGAAAAAAUUGGCCAGGUUGGCCAGUCCAGAGAAGCGCCAUAACAACGAGAAGCCACCUCUGGAGGAGGAGAAGAAGGAGAAGAUAGAGCUUAAGUCCAUCACUUCUGAUGGAGAGACCAACACUGCUACUAAGAUUAACAUGGAUGAGUACUGUGGAGAUGAGAGUGAAGAGAAGAACCCAUAUCCUGCCAACGAUUACAUAGGAGACGAUGACGACGAUGAGCCAGAGAUGCCAGUAGGCCCUAGGCCACGGCCACUCUCCGACAUUCAGCUGAAGGAGAAGGCCAUUCCCAUGCCAGAGGCCCGCGCUUUCUUCAUCUUCAGCCACACCAACAAAUUCAGGGUUCUGUGCCAUAAGAUCGUCAACCACAACAUCUUCACCAACCUCAUCCUCUUCUUCAUCCUGCUCAGCAGCAUCAGUCUGGCAGCUGAGGACCCGGUCAAAAAUGACUCUUUCAGAAACCAGAUCCUGGGCUAUGCAGACCAUGUCUUUACUGGACUCUUCACCAUAGAGAUCAUUCUUAAGAUGACAGCCUAUGGAGCCUUCCUCCAUAAAGGGUCAUUCUGUAGAAACUAUUUCAAUAUUCUGGACCUGGUGGUGGUCAGUGUGUCCCUCAUCUCAUCUGGGAUACAGUCCAGUGCAAUUAAUGUGGUGAAGAUCCUGAGAGUUCUCCGAGUGCUCAGACCUCUGAGGGCCAUCAACAGAGCCAAGGGACUAAAGCAUGUCGUGCAGUGCGUGUUUGUGGCCAUCAGGACCAUCGGCAACAUUGUCAUCGUCACCACGUUGCUGCAGUUCAUGUUCGCCUGUAUUGGAGUACAACUCUUUAAGGGCAAGUUCUUCUCCUGUACCGACAGCUCCAAACAAACUCAGGCAGAUUGCAGAGGUUCCUACAUUAUGUAUAAGGAUGGUGAUGUGGGGAAGCCUGAAAGAGCCCAGAGACUGUGGGAGAACAGUGACUUUAACUUUGACAAUGUCCUCCAAGGCAUGAUGGCCCUAUUUGCUGUGUCUACUUUUGAGGGCUGGCCAGGGCUACUGUACCGAGCCAUAGACUCUCAUGCUGAGGACGUCGGGCCCAUCUACAACUACCGCGUAGUCAUCUCCAUCUUCUUCAUUAUCUACAUCAUCAUCAUCGCCUUCUUCAUGAUGAACAUCUUCGUCGGUUUCGUCAUUGUCACAUUCCAGGAGCAAGGAGAGCAAGAAUAUAAGAACUGUGAGCUGGACAAGAACCAGCGUCAGUGUGUGGAGUAUGCUUUGAAGGCACGUCCAUUGCGACGCUACAUCCCCAAGAACCCCUACCAGUACAAGGUGUGGUAUGUGGUCAAUUCCACCUACUUUGAGUACCUGAUGUUCACACUCAUCCUUCUCAACACCAUCUGUCUGGCCAUGCAGCAUCAUGGUCAGACCACAGAUUUCAACGAUGCCAUGAACAUCCUCAACAUGCUCUUCACUGGACUCUUCACUGUGGAGAUGAUCCUUAAACUGAUCGCCUUCAAACCCAGGGGGUACUUUAGUGAUCCCUGGAAUGUGUUUGAUUUCCUCAUCGUAAUUGGCAGCAUAAUAGACGUCAUUCUCAGUGAGAUCAACGGACUACAGAACUCUGAAGAGAACGCCAGGAUCUCCAUCACCUUCUUCCGGCUGUUCCGCGUGAUGAGGCUGGUGAAGCUGCUGUCUCGCGGGGAAGGGAUUCGGACCCUGCUGUGGACCUUCAUCAAAUCCUUCCAAGCACUGCCCUACGUAGCUCUGCUUAUAGUGAUGCUAUUCUUCAUAUACGCUGUCAUCGGCAUGCAGAUGUUUGGUAAAAUAGCGCUGCGGGACCACACACAGAUCAACAGGAACAACAAUUUCCAGACGUUCCCUCAGGCAGUUCUGCUGCUCUUCAGAUGUGCAACAGGUGAGGCAUGGCAGGAGAUCAUGCUGGCAUGCUCGCCCAAUAAGCCGUGUGAGAAAGGAUCGACCAAUGAGAACAACUCGGCCAAUGAGGACUGUGGCAGCCAGUUUGCCAUCAUUUACUUUGUCAGCUUCUACAUGCUCUGUGCCUUUCUGAUCAUCAACCUGUUUGUGGCCGUCAUUAUGGACAACUUUGACUACUUGACGCGUGAUUGGUCGAUCCUGGGGCCACAUCAUCUUGAUGAAUUCAAGAGGAUCUGGGCUGAAUAUGACCCAGAAGCUAAGGGGAGGAUAAAGCACCUGGAUGUGGUGACUCUGCUGCGGAGAAUCCAGCCUCCCCUUGGCUUUGGAAAGCUCUGUCCACACAGGGUGGCCUGCAAGCGUCUGGUGUCAAUGAACAUGCCUCUGAACAGCGAUGGAACGGUGAUGUUUAACGCCACACUGUUUGCUCUGGUCAGAACUGCACUCAGGAUCAAGACAGAAGGUAACCUGGAGCAGGCCAAUGAGGAACUAAGGGCAAUAGUGAAGAAGAUCUGGAAGAGAACCAGCAUGAAGCUCUUGGAUCAAGUAGUGCCCCCUGCUGGUGAUGAUGAGGUAACAGUCGGGAAGUUCUACGCUACCUUCCUCAUCCAGGAAUAUUUCCGCAAGUUUAAGAAGAGGAAAGAACAAGGGCUGGUGGCCAAGGUGGCCCCCAAAACUGCCCUCUCUCUGCAGGCUGGCCUGCGGACAUUGCAUGACAUUGGUCCAGAGAUUCGGAGGGCCAUCUCUGGAGACCUGACCGUGGAGGAGGAGCUGGAUAAAGGCUUGAAGGAGCCUGUGUCGGCUGCGUCCGAGGACGAUAUCUUCAGGCGUACUGGUGGGUUGUUCAGCAACCACGUCAACUACUACAACCAGAGCGAUGGCCGCAGUUCCUUCCCGCAGUCCUUCACUACCCAGCGUCCCUUGCACAUCAGCCAGAAGGGCUCCCCUUGCGAAGGCGAGAGCCCGUCCCAUGAGAAGCUCAUGGACUCUACCACUUUCACCCCUUCCUCUUACUCUUCAUCGGGCUCCAACGCCAACAUCAACAAUGCCAACAACACUGGCAUGGCUGGGGUGACGACCCAGGGAAUCAGUCGAUUCCCAAGCCCGUCCAUAAGCACUGUUGACGGGCACACAGGACAGCCGCUCACUCCCAUCCUGCUGCCAAGAUCCGCAUGGUGCUUUCCUCCAAAGAGCUCGGACUCAAGUGACAGCCGUCUGCCAAUCAUCCGGAGAGGCGAGGGGUCAACGGAGGAGACAUAUGAUGAGAGCUAUGCCGACGACAGGGAGUACCACGAGGAUGACCACUCGCUCUCCUCUGACAUGCUGGUGUAUCAUGAUGACACAUGUAAGCAGUUGACUCCCAUGGAAGAAGGAGAGGAGGUAGAGGACAGACGAGGAGGAGGGUGGCAGUCUCCCAGGAGAGUCUUCCUCUGCCCCACUUCUCUGGGGCGGAGAUCGUCCUUCCAUCUCGAGUGUCUCAGAAGACAGUCAAGGCCAGACGUCUCGCAGAAGACGGCCGUACCUCUACACCUUGUACAUCAUCAGGCUCUUGCAGUCGCAGGGUUGAGUCCUCUGUUAAGAAGGAGUCACUCACCUACCCUCUUCAGCCGGCUGUGCUCCACGCCUCCAGCCAGUCCCACAGCCCAUGGCAGUGAUGCCUCCUACCAGCGAGUGCCCUCUCUGAGGCUAGAGGGCUCCAACUCCCAUGAAAAGCUCAAUACCAGCUUGCCCUCUGUCAACUGUGGGCCCUGGUACAGCGACAGUAAUGGGAAUAGCCGGGUGCCCAGUCCUAGCCCCAGCGUGUCCAAUCAAAGACCACCACGGCCGGUGUCGCUCACAGUGCCCUCGCUACUGGGAAAAGACUCCAGCUCACUGUCUCACGGCAGCGCAGGCAGUCUGGUGGAGGCGGUGCUAAUAUCAGAGGGUUUGGGUCAUUUCGCCCAGGACCCCUCGUUCAUUGAGGUGACCAAAGCCGAGUUGGCUGAUGCCUGUGACAUGACCAUCGAGGAGAUGGAGCACGCCGCCAACAACAUUCUCAACGGCAACACGGCCACGAACGCCACAUCCAGCACCUCUUCCACCUCCCAGCACAGCCCCAACGGCACCCUCCUCCCCUUCCACACAGCAGCAGCAGCAACGCACAGGGACCAAGUGGUCAACGAGGGUGGGGAAGAGGCCGGAGGAAGCAGAGGCUCUGUCCAUGGGCCGUCCUCGGUGGAGGAGCGGCAGGAGCUGCUAGCAGGGGGGAGGGGACGAGAAGAGGAGGAGGAAGAGGCGGAAGGGAAGGAGGAGGGGCACCACAGAAGUUCGGUUGUGAUUGGAGGAGCACGGCAGAGGAACAGCGGGCUGUUGGAGGACGAGGAUAUGGAGUGUGUGACGAGUUUGUAGGAGACGGCUCGACGGGUUCGAUCGGCCGACUGGCCCCUCUGACAUCAUCAGAGACUGACGCUUGUCAGUGCUGGGUAACAGCGCCGCAGCUGGCUCUGUCUGUCCCCGCCCCUCACACACACACGCACACAGACACACAGACACACACACACAGAUACACUGUCUGCCUCUCUGCCAGACAUAACCGCUCUGGACACUGGCGGCCAGUGACGCAACCUUAAACACCUGGUUAUGACUAUGUUUGUUUAUAUGAGUUUGUAUGUGUGUGAGUAUUUGUAGUAAAGUAUACCACACUAUACUCUAUACUAUCUGAGUGUAUGCUUGUGUGUUUGCGUGUGAUCUAUGAUUUUCUCUAUUUGUACGUGUACGUGAGUGCGUGUGUUCUCCACACGUGUCUGAGUGUGUCUCUAAAGUGCCUCACAGUUUUAUCAUGUCCUCAAAGUGUGAAGAGCUGAAAAGUAGAGACAAGCAAAAAAAAGUGAGGGGAAAGUAGGAAUGGAGGAACUGUAGAAAGGAAACAACAGAAGCAAGUCCUUUUAUGGAUUUCCUGCAGCUGACAUAGUGUGUUUAUUGUUUUCAUUUCCUCUGCCUACUUUGGUGUUGUGUUAUUGUUGUUUGUCUGGCCGCCAUGAAGCCAGGUAGGGGACAGCAGACCAGCUUGUGGAGGGGGUCAGUUAAGGAUUCAAAUCUGACCACACCCACUUGAGGUCAAAGGUCAACUCCUCCUUCUUGGUUCACUGAUGAUGAAGCGCUGUAUUGAGUAAACGGGGGUGAGGAAAACCCUGUUUGAAAUUCUCUUCCUCUUCCAAAGCUAAGGAACCUUGGAGCACAGCCCUGCCAGCCUGGGGGUCGGAUUAAGGUGACACGCCACCCCCAGCCAAAGGGGGGGAAGGAUUUGAGGGAUGGACCAACAGCCACAACAUGCCUGCUGUAGGGGGCCACGGGCAGAGAGAGACACUCUCUGGCCCACAGGAAGCUAGCCAGCUCUUUUAUCCGCUGGUCAAUAAGAUGCCAGCGAGAGACAAACUCGCCUCGUCACCUUUAUCUGGCUUCGCCUCCUCUGCCGCUUUUCCUCUUUUGGCCACACCCACUUUCUGCCCCAAACAGGAAAUGGGAGGAGCAUUUGGUGGCUAAGCAGAGACAGCGAGCCCCCCUUUUCUGCCUCAUACCUCGCCGUUCCUCACUCCUCCCUCUCUCCUUCCUCCCUCCUCUUUGGUUAUUCCACCAUCCGUCUCCCUCCAUCGCUGGGUUUUUGCUUUUUCAGCCCUCGGGAGGUGAGUGUGUCGAACAGGGCAACAGAGAUGGAGGGUGGAGGAGAGAAUGGGAGUGACCGAUUGAAAUGAAAACAGACUCUGGGCAUGGAUCUACAGAGGAUCUGUCCGUCAAUCAACCUCACUUCCUUCUCCAAAACCCUCCUCUUCCUCUCAGCGUGGAAUCCUAUUGGAUUUGCUGCCACACACUCUCUCUACAGACCACGCCCACUAUGUAUUUAACAGUUCAAUAUUGUGCAAAACUGGCUAGCCAUGACUAUUUUGUUUUAUAUUCAUGAUGUUAUUGGUUUAAUUUAUCCUUGAUUUGUUUGCACAAUCGGGGUGCUGGUCUUAUAAAUGUAUUUUUGCUCGGUUUAUUUUAGGAGAAUUUUAAGAGGUUUUAAGUAUCGAAGCAGGGCGUAGUGUUUGCGUGCGAGUGUAUAACUAUAUUUGUGCGUGCGGGUGUGUGUCUGCGUUUUAGUACAGGAUGUAUGUGUGUACGAAUGUGUGAGAUAGUGUGUAUCUAAAAGGGGGGUCUUUCUCUCUAUCAGUAUGCACCUUUUACAGAUUGUAUCUAUUUAUUUAUUUAUUUUUCCCAGAAGAGAAAAAAAUGAGUGUGAGGAUGUACGUUUGUAUGUGCGUGCGUGCCUGUGUUCGAGUGGUUACUUAUGUAUUCUAAAAAGCUGAUUUUAAGCCUAGACAGUAAAUUAAGGUAGCAUUACAAGUAUGGUAUUGUUUGUGUUUGUGUGUGUGUGUGUGUGUGUGUGUGCGUGCGUGCGAGGGUGUGUGUGUGCGUGUGUGUGUGUGAUAAUGGGCCUCCUUAACACAGGGUUACCAUGGACAGGCAUGCUUCCAAAGCUUUGUGAUUUCUUUAGCACGGUUUUUACUUUUUAGCCGAGCUGCAGAGUCAGAAACCACUCUCAAUCUUAAAAAAAUUAGUCAUCACAUAAUUUUCCUUUAAUUUUUCUGUUUUUAGAGGUAGUUAGGCGUAAGGUCUCCAGCGAGGUCAGAGUGACGGUUACGUUUACAGCGGUGAUGAGUUUCGGCAUUGCAGCUUGGCCACAAGGUAACGAGCCUUUUGGCAAUUGCUGCAUUUCUUCUUUAUGGUGGAUGGUUGCUCUGAAUGGUAGAAGCACCAAAUUCAUACUGCCACAGUGACGCUUCGUGAAUGAACUGGGGAGGGGGGGGGUGACGCUCUGAUCGCUCGGCUGUAACACACCGUAAUCAUGUGAGUUCACCAUUUAAUCGUAGUUUAAACUCCAAAUGAACUAUUAGGGCUGGUGUACAGAUGCUGCAAGACUUCAGGUCUGCUCAUAUCACAAAACCUUAUGAUUUAUUGUCAUUGUUAGAAAUAAAACAAUUCCUUGUCUGUAAUAUCAUUUACUGGUAAAAAAUUAAGUACUGAAAAAAUUAUACUACAAAUUUACUGGUAAUUGAUAAGAUGUGAUAAUUGUUUGGUUACCGUGAUACAUUAUUGGAUACGAAUCAGAAAACUGUCAGUUUGGAGGGAAGUUGCAUCCUGGAUGAUCCCCUGGUGUAAUUUUUGUCUUUUAAUUUUUUUGUAACAGAUUUUAGGUAGCAUGCGGACAACUUUUUAUUGAACUUUCUCUAUUAUGGCACAGGUAUGGACCUCAGGCCAUAGUACAUUACACAGGGCACAUGUCUCUCUUUGCUAUUGUAUCUUCUCCAAAAAAAAAAACAUUCCUAAUGUCAGUAUCACAUCCUUGGUACCAACUGUCACAUUCAUUAAACUACUUUAUAGUAUUUAGAGCUGAAUGAUUCAGCUUUCUGAAAUGUUAAGUUACAAAUUAUGCUAACCACUGAAAAUUUGGAAAGACAAUUGUUGUUACCACCACAAUCCGGACGCAAACUCAGCUAGACAUUAGGAUAGUAAUGAAAGUCUUAUCUUACCAAACCAGUGCUAACAUGCAGAUCCAUCUCAGUAAUAAUUUUAUGUUAAGGUUAUAGGAUUAAAAACAGCACUUUUGAACUCUUUUAUUAGCCUUAACAAAUCCAAAUAUGUUGAAGUAGCCUAGGACAAUUCAAGAAACACUUUCAAAAGAUAAAUUCUAUAAAUUAUCUCUAAAAAUGUCACUUUGAAAAGACACUGAAGUCCUACCCAGAGACACUAUUACAUCGACUUAUAGCCAUUAGUUUUCACUUUCAUUUCCCAUUAAGGACUACCUGCUGAGCUCUCAUUCCUACAUGUUAAGCAGAGCAGGUUUGUGGCAGGGAAGGGUAUGCAUGAACACACUGCCAUACACUGCAUCCUGUGCCAGUAACAGACUUCUGACAUUAUUAUGCAAACUAAAUGUGAAUGUUGAACGUGUUUUUAGCGGCAGUGCUAUUGUUGUUUUGUGGUUAUGAUCAUACUGCGAACCCUGAAGAAGUCUGUGUUGUCAAAGGAAAUACCCUCCCUGACAUUUAAUCUGUUGUUGUUGUUUUUUUUCAUAUCCAGGAUCCUUUGGCUUCGUGAAAUAUCUCUCCAUCAUUUCUUUCUUUCCUUCAGUUUUUCUAAAAGCACCUCACUAAAAUUGUUCUUUAUCGAAUUAACUUGGUAUCAUAAGCUAAUAAGCUACUUUGCGGCUAGUGGCUCAGUUUCAGUAUAAGCUGCUUUUUUUUUUUGGUCAAACUUCAAGUCUAAAAGUGAGGAAGGCAGAUUUAGGUAUAGUCAAGCAUAUUAGUGUGUGCAAGGAAGCAUCUGGGUUUAGUGUUUUAACUUUAAAGUUCACACAGUCUCACUUUGUGCUUGGCUUUUUGUUUCCACACUUGGGUUGGAUCAGCCCUGGCAAAGUUUAUUUAAGCCUGAAUUUAAAUGAGUUCUCUUCCUGGUUAUUUUUGCUAAUUUACCUGAUAAACCAAUGGCUUAUUAGGUCUAAAUCCUCAAUAAUAAAUGUAACCAGCAGGCACCUGAAGUGUAAAGUAGUAGAUUUUGUAUCCAAGCUGCUACAGAGGAGCAAGCGUGUCUGCUUCCUAACAACAAUUUUAUCAGCCACUAUAGCAACAGCUAUGAAUGUCUCUAUCUCAAGACAGUUUUGAUAAGACACCAUGUAAUGACCAUGUCACUUUAACAAAUCAAUGAAUUAUCCAAUACAGAACCGUUGUCAGACCUCACCCAGUUGAAAUUAGGAUGGGAAUGUUUCCACAACCUGUAUAUUUUGUUUUAUCAUUUACAACCAUAGCCUUAAGAUUAAUAAUCCUAAAUACAUUCAUACAUGUUCAGCAUCACCUCCAGCUUUGAGGAUAAAAGAUCAUAUCAUCCAUACAUGCACAUAGAAACUACAUUCACUUCAAAUCCUUUUACUUUUGUGUUCCUAAUAAAUCUUCAUUUACAUACUAUAGAAACACAUUCUUCUAUAGAGUAACCCUGCAUAUCAUACGUGCCACACCAGGCUUUUUUGUGUCUGUUUAAAGGCUCUUUGUGUUUAAAUGCAGGUGAGAGAGAUUCAGAGGCCUGUGGUGUCCCCGUGUGGAGUGGAGCAGCAUUCCAGUUUUAUGUUCUGUAUAGGUUAGCAUGAACUAUGAGGUGUUGUGUUGCAGUAUAUGGUAUGAGUGGGUGUAAUCCUGCAUCCCACAAGAUAUGCAAAAACAAUGCAAUAACUAUGACUGUAUACAAGGUUCCCGAAGUAAAUAUACUUGUAAAAGUGAAAAAAAAAUCAAUAUCAUGACAAUGUAUUUUUUUUUCUUCCGUUUGUUACAUUUUUAAGUAAACUCAGUGGUUUCCAUGCCAGAGAAACCUAACAUACUUGAAAUCAGGUACAUUGCAGUGCAGUAUAGUAAAGAUGUAUUUAUUUAUCUUUCUCGUGCCAGGGUGUUGGAUCUGCAUCUGCAGUCAAAAAUGUGUGUUGAUACAGUGAUGUGAAAUUGGUGUUUUUGCUUGUGGUUUGACAUCCAUGACAUCAACAGAAACCCGGAAUGAACAGCUGAAGAUUUAUUUUGAUGAUUCAGCAGCAAAAACAACUCACUUCACCUCCCUGACUUAAUAUGUUUUUGACUGUAUCCCUUUUCUCUCGUUUAAUUCCAGUUAGUUUUUAAAUGGAUUGAGCUACGUGGGUGUACCAUCAGUAUUGCAUGAGGUUCACAUGUUGACAUUGAGCGUGCCAGGUUUUGCAGUCGUUUUGUUUCUAUCAGGUUAAGUAUCAUAUCACAUUAUGACAGAGUAGCUAUUUCUAUUUAGUGUACAUAUGAUUAAAGUCAGUAUUUCUUCUUUAGAUAAACAUCUGACUGUGGACAGCAGUGGAGGGGUAUUUGGAAGGUGAUUUUGCAUAUCUUGUGUCUUAUGGGCUCUUAGUUAAUCUUCUGAUUCUUAUCCCUGAGAAGGACAGAGCUCGUGUUUAUAUGAUUGUUGAUGAAUUGAGAGAAAAAGCAAACUAAAGUAUUUGUACUCCCCAGCUUAGACAGGCGUCGCUACUUCUUUACCUACAUGUUUCCAGAGUCUCUGUCUUCAGCUUCUAUCUUUUGACUCGUCUGACAUGUGGAAGAUGGACCGGUGGGAAUAAUCUUUAUGAAAUGGACCAAAUAAUUACCCACAAUUAGUAGUUUCUUUUACAAAAAGCUAUUGGUGAAUAAUAUUAGACAGCUAAACACACAGCAGCAUACACAUGUUAUUGCUUACUUGCUAUAUUCAAGCACAAAGUGAACAAUAUACAAGCAGACAAAACUUUAAAUCCACAGGUUAACCUGAAGCUGUUUCCCAAUUCUAUACCACACACUAAUUCUGAGCAGGUGCAUUUAAUGUGUUCACACUAAAGUGAGACUAUUAGGCAUACUCAUUCAGUAUGCAUAGUGGACUCCACUGUCCUUCAAUGUAAUUCACAAAGGAAAUGUAAAAAUGAAAGGGGUCCAUCCUAGCUGUUUUUAGUAUUGACAUUGAAUAAAAUUGGGGGAAACAUAAUAAAAGAAGAGUAGAAAUUGAUCCUCCGGAGUCACAGAAGACAUUAUAGAACUCUUUUCACAGGUUUAUAACAAGUUAACGGGCAUUGUGUAUGUGUGUCCCUUUAAAAAACGAAUGGCGGUAUGACAGUUCCAGAAAGUUGACAAAUAAAAUACUCUCUUCUAUUAUUUUAAAAUCACAGUUUAAUUGACAUUAGACAGUCGUGUAUUGCAUAAUUUCCUGUUAGUAUAAAAUGUUUAAAGUAUUAAAUAUGCUGAUUUCUUAUACCAACUGCAAACACAUACAGAUGGGAUUUAGUAUACAGGUAGUGUGUAGUAUGGAUUUGGAACAGUCCUUUUCAACAGCUGCAAAUCACAUUGUCCACCAUGAGCCAGGUCUGUUUGCUGUAGAUAGUUAGUAGACUGCAGCUGUGCCUGCUGGAUGUCCACCUUCAGCUAGCUAGAGUACAACCACACCCCUCUGCCGUAAAGGGUGCACUUCAAAUUCAAGUGAUUUCUUCAAGCGAAAGCAAGGAUAGAGAGAAUAAAGGCCGGAUGACAAUCUAGUGUUGAUGGAUGAUAACAAUGGGAAGCAGUGAGUGUUUGGUCUGAGUAAGAAUAUUGGAUGAAGAGUAUUUUUAGUAUUGUUUUAUUUCAUCAUGUUUGAAUUUCAGGGUGGUCUUAAGUUCUGACAUGGUGAAUUAUAUAUCCAAGUAAUGUUUUAUGUGAUGUGCAUGGGUUUCUCUCUCUAGGGAUAUAAAGUAUUGGUCCUAUGUGAAUGAUAAUAUCUUUUGUCUCACCACUAGCCAAUGAUUGUAUAUUUUUAUAUACCGUAUACCAUACUAUAGCAAAGAUAUAUAUGAAUAUAUAAUAUUUAAUCACCAGAAUGUUAGAGUAAGGAAAGGGCAGAACACUUAUUUGGGAAUGUAGUUAUUGAAAUACUGGUCAUGAAAAUGUGUUAUAUAGGCCUACUGACUGUCAGUAUGAAUUUAUUGAACAAAGUCCCGCUUUAUUGACUGUAUUUUUGACCAAAAGGAACCAGCAGGGAAUAAUGUAGUUAUAUUUACUGAAGAAGAAAUAUUGUAUGUUUAAGCUGAUGGCAUAUACACAAUGGGCUUGGAUGAUUCCCAGACGAUGUGGCGUUUCAGUCCUUGACUCAAAUAUGACUCUAUUUAAAUAUGAUUAGCUGCAGAACACACACAACAGAAAGGCUACUUCACAAUUUGAAUUUUCUUAAAUACAGGUAAGUAAAUCCAUUACCAGUGCUGUGGCUGUGGAGGCUCUUUGUUCAGCUUUUAAGGACCCUAAAGUAUAGAAAUUAAUGCUGCCAAAUAAUUUGACACCUACUUUAAGCAACAGAGAGAUCUGAAAUCUAAAACGCGUUUGCUUAUGUGUUUGUCCGUUUUGCGUGAAGUGUUCUGAAAGACAUUAACCGACCAGCAACCUGUCAGUGCAGGUAAAAGUCUGGACAUUUUUCCUACUGUAGCACGAGAGAUCCUUCUCUCUUUCACUAGUCUUACAUCAGCGACACACACAUACAUAUAUACACUGUAAACUCAAAUGCUUUCUUUAAGCUAUUAAAGACAUCUAACCAAAAAAAAUCCACCUAUUAAGGACUAGAUCUCUCUAUGCUUUGAGCUAUUACAAUCAUGUAGCUUCAAUUUGUUUUCUUCCAAUGAAGAAAAUUAGGGGACUUGAACUACAUCUGAACCCCUAAAUUAUUACACCCAUAGUUUUGUGUGUUUAUGCAGCAGUGAGUAAAAUUACUUGUUGGAUUUAGGCUGAAAGAGACAUUAUGUCCGUUUUUUUUGUGGCAUCUAAAAAUGUUGAAUUUAUAUUCUGCAUCUUGACAGUGACGGCGAUACCCCCCCCCCACAUGCUUUGUUUAUGUGGAAGAGCUGUUGUAUAUAUUUAAGAUGUCAUCCAACAUGUUUUGACAAAAAUAGUACUUUACACACAUAUACCAUUUAAAGAAGAAUUAGAGUUGUGUGUAAAUCCUAAACUGCACACAGACGUGUGUUACGUAUCAGAGAGCGAGGCUGAAAAGCAGGAGUCAAGUUAUUUCUCCGAUCUUGGUCAUUCAGAUUUCCUCAUGUGGAUCUACCUUCAGAUAUAUUUUCUAGUAAACAGAAGUGUUUGUUGAUCAUUGUUUGAUCCAGACAAAACUAUUUUAAGAGGACUAUUUUGAAUAUAGAUUUUUAUUUUCCUUUUUUUCCAAGGUAAAAAUCAGCAUAGCCUGUUGUAGGAGUCUAAUUUAUCAAAUUAAAUCCAAUUAAAAUAUGAAUUUCCUUCUCUAGAGAAACAAGAGAGGAUUGUCUCUUUGUUUGUCUGUUGUACAAAUGUUUUUUUGACACCAAUGCUGAUGAACGCUUUAGGAAAUGGAACAGAAAGUGAAAGAAGGAAUAUAUUAUAAAAUACAAGUUUAUAGUGCAAGUGUCUUCUAUUUUAGAUAUUAUAUAUAUAUAUAUAUAGAAAACUAUAUCUAAAUUAUAAAAUAUUGAAUGAAAGUUUGAUGAAUCAAAAGAAAAGAAAUUGAAGGAAAAUGCCCACUGUUAAACUCAACAUACUGGCAUUUUCUAUAUAUCGGACUGACAGGACAAAUGUUUUAAUGGCUUUACCAUCAGCUGAAUGUUUGCAUUUACAAAUCAUUAUCGAUAAGUUUCCUUUGUGUGAAAAUUAUUCUUUGUCUCUUUGUUGCCAGUGCAAAAGUAGGAUUAUAGGGAGAAACAAAGUACAUGCAAUGGAAUUACACAUUAUAUAGGUACAUAUUUAGACAUCUGAAGGACUAAUUAUAAUCUUGAUUAAUUGUCAAGAAAUUAGGCACCAGUCUGGGAGUUUAUGUUUAAAAGAACUUUUUGUUUGCACACAUUCAAUUUACAGCUUGCAAAAUUUUAAUAAAUUUGUAAUAAUUCAUUUUGCAGGAAAACUUAUUCUGGUGUCACAAAGUUUUAAAACCAUAAUCAGUAUUGAAAAAAUCUUAACCCUCUGCUGCACUGGCUCAUAGUGACACUCAAACACUCACAGACGCAUGUGGUGAGGAACAAAAAAUAUGAAUUAUUUACAACCCUCAUCCUUUUUCCCGGGGCUGGAGAGCCCUAACCAUUAGCCAAAUAAAUGAUAUUUGCUUGUCCGAUAGAUGUAGAGAUAACAUAGGAUAGUUAAGAUAUAACUUACCCAUUGUGUAGCAGCACCUACAGCAGCACCCAUAUGUGAACAUUUAGGAUGACUGUUAGUAUUGUAAGUACCUCGAAAGCCUUGUGUUUAUCACUCAUUCCUUCUCUUACUGUUAUUCGUACACUUAAAUUAAUAAUAGAUCAUAAAGGAUAUCCCUGUUUGCACAUGUUGGAGUAUCUGACACAGAGAUUGCUCUUUGUGUUUCACUUUUUUUGGAGAACGCUGCACCCACAGCCUGUUGAUUGAGGAGAGGAGUUUUCUGUACCAGCUAGUGUUUCUAACAGUGACUUUCUUCAAGAUAUUACUUCAGCUAACAACUCUCAGCUCUAGAGGAGUGGCAGCAGCUUUACGGUGCAGUGAAACCAUAAAUGGUUCUGCACCUGCUACUUCUCUCUCUUAUUUCACUGAUAAGAGCUACUUAACGUUGCACCAUGAAUGAUAAUGAUUUCAUCCCUUGAAUGUAGGACGCAGUAAUGCUCAUACAUAUCUGAAAAAAACACAUUUAGUGUUUGAAAGUUGGAUUUCGGUUACUGGUUUAUGUUUGGAUAUAUUCCUUUUUUUAGAAGCCCUUAAUGGAAGAAAGUAUUGGAAGCUUCAGCCAGCUGCCUCAGUUUUGAUCACCACAGACAUAAAAGAUCUGAUUUGACCUCUUCGCAGACACAUAGGAUCGCUCCAAACCAUGAUUCCAAGUGGUUUCGUCUCGCCAAAAAAGACACAUUUAACCACAAAAGAGUUAGAAACAAACAGGUCUUGUAUGCCUGUGUGUGUGUAAAAGCAGCUUUAAUGAAUGACUUGGCCCAUCUGAGAGCAUCGGCAGUGUCGUGUACAUUAUCAGUGUUUUCUUCUGUGAGCUAUUUCUUGCUGGUGUGGAAACGCCUCUUUAACAGCAUGCAGGCGUUAACAAAAAUCUUUUUAUCCAGGCCUUUUGCCAGCCUGACAAUAUCAAUGGCAGGGGAUCCACGGCUCCAUAUACAGUAGUGUUCAACAAAAAGCUUUUCUGUCCCUAAUUUACUGGGUAAAUGCCAGCAGGGCUGUGCGGCUCUGUUCUCCACUGGUCAGUAGUGUCUUAUGAUCUCAUUCAUAGUCUUAGUUCACUACUCAUGCAAAGUGUUAAAGGGCCUAUGCCAGGAUUGAGCUGUUUGUUUGUUUUUGUUUGUCGGAGAGAAAUCUGUUGUUAAUCCUCAAGUUUAUUUUGUACGGAGAGAGGUGUUCACACAGAGACCAAUUUGUUGUAAUAUUAGUAGUGACGCUACUGUUAAACGUAGUAUUUAAUAACAGCACUAUUUAUGGUCAAAAAAAUGAACUAGAGUGUGUUAUUGUACUUGCGGUAGCUUUGGAGGCAGGUGGCCAUUUUGUAUCUGAGUUCUUUUAACAUCCCUGCGAGGGAUUUCAUUGGUUCUGAGGUUGCUAAGUGACACUGGCCCAACAUCAUUUGGUUUCCUCAGUUACCAUUCGUCUCCUCGGUGACGACUGCAUGGUCUCACAGUGGACACACCCUUUUUUCUUCUUCUUCUGCUUCUCUUUCUUUUUUCUAAAGGAGAGUUCUUGAUUUUUUUUCAUUCAUUUUAGAUUUUAGAAAGGGAAAGAAUACAAAUCAAAUAAAUCAGAAUAUUAAUUCAAUCACUUUUUCUACUCCUAUUUUCAAUAAAAAGUGAAACGAAAAACCAAACAAAAAGUUGAUUUGUAAAUAAGUAAUGUACAGUUUGUAUCUGUAACUUGUCAGUCUGUCAUUGGUGACAGAGUCUGUCUUGCUUAUAACGCACGCUACCAGUAAAUAAAAAAAGGAAAAAGUAUAUUUAGACUGUAUGGUCCCUUGAAAGCAAGUUUUAAAUUAAUAUCUGAUGUAUAUUCCUGUAACAUUGCAUUUUUAUCUGAGGAAUGAUGUUAUUAAAAAAUUGCAAAUAAAUUGCA